Orbicella faveolata is the source of this 808-nucleotide messenger RNA. RefSeq names its product nucleoporin NDC1-like. NCBI's taxonomy places the organism in Eukaryota, Metazoa, Cnidaria, Anthozoa, Scleractinia, Merulinidae. The record is from RefSeq and is a predicted model, not a curated record. Gene Ontology annotation, cellular component: nuclear pore transmembrane ring. Gene Ontology annotation, molecular function: protein-macromolecule adaptor activity. Gene Ontology annotation, biological process: nuclear pore organization.
AAAUUUAGCUAUAGAAUAACAUGGUGCCAUCUGAUUUGUCCGAACCUCCGCGCUCGGAAGCUUCUAAAGUGAGGUGGUUCACAGAAGGGGAAACUCGGUGGAGGACUGGUGCUGCUAUUGCCUGGGUGAUGAUAAUUCUUCCAUGUACAUUGUUAAUAUCUUCAGCAGCAGCCUCUAUAGAUCUCUUUCAUCCUGUUAACUGGAUCUCAGAAUGCCUAUCCUUGGUUUUAAGCUUCUCAUUUUGGACAUCUGUUUGUUUUUAUUGUACUGUUAGUGUUGCAGUAUUGCUUUCCUAUGCUAAAUUCAACACAGUGAGAGAUGUAAUUCACCAAACACAAGUGGCAGCGAUCUUGUUUCCUCUUCACCCUGCCAGGAUGUUUCACAUGCUGUUGUUCACAACAUGUGGCAGUCUUUCUGCCUGGUGCUUUUUAGGAAUAAUUGGAGGAGAAGAAGACUAUUUAACCAGAUUGUGUGAAACAUCAGAGGAAUUCUGCUUGAAUGAGCACCUUGUUUUUGGAAUUCUUUUUGGAGCUUGGCUGGUAAGCACAUAUUCAAAGAUCAUGACUGGGGAUGUUGGUAAGGACCAGCUGCCAGCAAAUUUCACCAACAGAAGGAGAACUUAAAUCCGGCUGAAAUUUCGCUCAAAAACUUUGCAGCUGCCAAGGCCAGAUGGACUUGUUAAUGAGCUGGCUGUUUUCGCUGCUGCAUUCCUGAAUGAUGAUACAAAACAAUAAUGAUUAGUAGUCCAUGGUCUCAAAUUAGUAUAGGUAAUCAUACGGUUUCGAGUUCAAUUUGGAAUUAAUUUGCA